This is a messenger RNA of Polyodon spathula (Mississippi paddlefish), 3480 nucleotides long. RefSeq names its product serine/threonine-protein kinase TAO2-like. NCBI's taxonomy places the organism in Eukaryota, Metazoa, Chordata, Actinopteri, Acipenseriformes, Polyodontidae. Gene Ontology annotation, biological process: protein phosphorylation. Gene Ontology annotation, molecular function: ATP binding; protein kinase activity. The record is from RefSeq and is a predicted model, not a curated record. Bases 448 to 3426 code for a protein of 992 amino acids. The transcript is spliced from 20 exons.
AAAAAAAGAGAGAGAGAGAGAGAGAGAGAGAAAGAAAGAAAGAAAGAGAGGAAGAGAAAAAGAGAUGAAGGCGAGGCGGGGUGGAGAAGCAGCGCUCCCGAUUAACGACGAGCAGCGACUCAGGUCGAGCAGACGCCUGUAAUAUAGACAUAUAAUACAUAUAAAUAAUAAUAAAACAAGAAUCUGCAAUCGGAUCGCGCCUCGAAACAAAGCGGCGGAGAAACAGAGAGAGAGGAGAGAGAGAGAGAGAGAGAGAGAGGGAGAGGAGAGGAGAGGAGAGAGGAGAGAGAGAAAAUGGAUCUGAGAUUCUGAGACGCGAUCGACGCAAAGAAAGAAAUACAAGUAGCGGAAAAAGGCGUUUGCAAGCGGGGUCCUCUCUCCUCCUCUGCUCUGCUGUGUGUGUGCCACCCCCCUCCUGUUUGGGGGCGCCCCCCCUGCCCCCCCGCCAUGCCUUCGAAUGCGCGGGCAGGGAGCCUGAAGGACCCCGAGGUGGCGGAACUCUUCUACAGAGAGGACCCCGAGAAGCUGUUUGCUGAUCUCCGGGAGAUCGGCCAUGGCAGCUUCGGGGCCGUCUACUUUGCGCGUGAUAUCCGUAACAAUGAGGUUGUGGCGAUCAAGAAAAUGUCGUACAGCGGGAAGCAGUCCAAUGAGAAAUGGCAGGACAUCAUUAAGGAGGUGAAGUUUCUUCAGAAGCUGAGACACCCGAACACUAUAGAGUACCGAGGAUGCUACCUGAGAGAGCACACUGCGUGGCUUGUCAUGGAGUAUUGUUUGGGCUCUGCUUCAGAUUUGCUGGAGGUACACAAGAAGCCGCUACAGGAAGUGGAGAUUGCUGCUAUUACCCAUGGUGCACUGCAGGGCCUGGCAUACCUGCAUUCUCACAAUAUGAUACACAGGGAUGUGAAGGCAGGUAAUAUCCUCCUUACAGAACCGGGUCAGGUCAAGCUGGGGGAUUUUGGCUCCGCUUCCAUCAUCGCGCCCGCGAACUCCUUCGUGGGGACGCCAUAUUGGAUGGCCCCAGAGGUGAUUCUGGCAAUGGAUGAAGGACAGUAUGAUGGGAAGGUGGAUGUCUGGUCAUUGGGAAUCACCUGCAUUGAACUGGCUGAGAGGAAGCCUCCCUUGUUCAACAUGAAUGCAAUGAGUGCCUUGUAUCACAUCGCCCAGAACGAAUCACCCACACUGCAGUCAAACCACUGGUCAGAUUACUUCCGGAACUUUGUGGAUUCCUGCCUGCAGAAGAUUCCGCAAGACCGUCCCACUUCAGACGUUCUGCUCAAGCACCGGUUCCUGGUGCGAGAGCGCCCCCUGUCGGUGGUGAUGGAUCUGAUUCAGCGCACCAAGGACGCGGUGCGGGAGCUUGAUAACCUACAGUACCGCAAGAUGAAGAAGAUCCUGUUCCAAGAGGCACACAAUGGGCCAGCACAGGAGGGGCCGGAGGAGGAGGAGGAGGUAGAGCAGUACCACUCUGGCACAGUGAACAGCAUGGAGAGCUCUCACUCCCUGCCCAGCAUGUCAAUCAGUGCCAGCUCUCAGAGCAGCUCCGUGAACAGCCUGGCCGGGGGCUCAGACGACAGCGGCGAGAUCGCCAUGAUGCAGGAGGGAGAGCACACGGUCACUUCAAACAGCUCCGUCAUUCACCGGCCCCCGGGUCAUGACAAUAUCUACGACGAUCCCUACCAGCCUGAAAUGGAAACUCAGCAACAGGGCAGUUCAGCAGCGCGGCGCAAAGCUUACUACAGGAACAGAGAUCACUUUGCAACCAUCCGCACUGCAUCCCUGGUGACUCGGCAGAUCCAGGAGCAUGAGCAAGGCUCGGCUCUGCGGGAGCAGAUGUCCGGGUACAAACGCAUGCGACGGCAGCACCAGAAGCAGCUCAUGGGCCUGGAGAACAAGCUGAAGGCUGAGAUGGAUGAGCACCAGCUGAGACUGGACAAGGAGCUGGAGACGCAGAGGAACAGCUUCGGAGUGGAGGGGGACAAACUAAGCAAGAAGCACCAGGGCAUACUGGAGAAGGAGGUGAAAAGUGCGAUGGCUGAAGAGAAGAAGUUCCAGCAGCACAUCCUGGGCCAGCAGAAGAAGGAGCUGACUAGCCUCCUGGAGGCACAGAAACGAGAGUAUAGACUGCGCAAGGAACAGCUCAAAGAGGAGCUGCAGGAGAACCAGAGCACCCCAAAGCGGGAGAAGCAGGAGUGGCUGCUGAGGCAGAAGGAGACGAUGCAGCUGUACCAGGCCGAGGAGGAGGCCCACCUGCUCCGGCGCCAGCGGCAGUACUUCGAGCUGCAGGGCCGGCAGUAUAAGAGGAAGAUGCUGCUGGCAAAACAUAACCUGGAGCAGGACCUGCUGAGAGAGGACCUCAAUAAGAAGCAGACCCAGAAGGACCUGGAGUGUGCCAUGCUGCUCCGGCACCACGAGUCCACCCAGGAGCUGGAGUUCCGACAGCUGAGUUCCGUGCAGCGGACCCGGUCCGAGCUGAUCCGGCUCCAGCACCAGACUGAGCUGGGAAACCAGCAGGAGUACAACCAGCGGCGAGAGCAGGAGCUGAGGCAGAAGCACGCUGUGGAAGUGAGACAGCAGCCCAAGAGCCUGAGAUCGAAGGAGCUGCAGAUUAAGAAGCAGUUUCAGGAUACCUGUAAGAUCCAGACCCGGCAGUACAAGGCCCUGCGGAACCACCUGCUGGAGACAACGCCCAAGAGCGACCACAAGACCAUCCUAAAGAGACUGAAGGAGGAGCAGACACGCAAGCUGGCUGUACUGGCAGAGCAGUAUGACCACAGCAUCAACGAGAUGCUCUCCACACAGGCGCUGCGAUUGGAUGAGACGCAGGAGGCGGAGUAUCAGGUGCUGCGGAUGCAGCUUCAGCAGGAGCUGGAGCUUCUGAAUGCCUAUCAGAGCAAAAUCAAGAUUCACAGCGACGCACAGCAUGAGAGGGAGGGGAGAGAACUGGAGCAGAGAGUGUCAAUCCGGAGAGCACUGCUGGAGCAGAGAAUUGAGGAGGAGAUGCUCUCGCUGCAGACGGAGCGCUCGGAGCGGAUCCGAUCCCUGCUGGAGCGCCAGGCCCGGGAGAUCGAGGCAUUCGACUCGGAGAGGCGUCUGGGCUUCAGUAACAUGGUGACAGGAAUCCCCGCAGAGGCCUUUAACCAGGGGUCCCCAUGGCCCCCCCCCAGGGCUGGACCUCCCGCCCCGUCCCCCGCAGCGGCUCCCACUGGAGCCACGCCGUGCACCCUCAAAACAGCGGGGCCCCCCCCUCCUGGAGGCAGGGCCCGGGGCAGGGCCAGAGUGCAAGCAGCUACCACCAACACCACCAACCACACCAACCGCAUCACUCGAACCUGCACCAGCUGCACCCCCACCACCCCUCUCACCCCUCUCACUCCCCUCACUCGUCCUCGCACCACUCCCCUCACACAGGGGGCAGGGAGGUGGUAGAGCGGGGAGGGGGGGAGAGGGUGGAGAGAGAGAGAGGAGGGGCCUGGUCAUCCU